CAGGCCGGCUGGAUGUAGCACUAUAAUUCAGGACAACAUAAGCAACACUGAAGCAACCAUUUUGGUGACUGUGAUUGAAGAAGCCCAUGUUAAGGCAUCCACUCCUGGAUAUUUGCUUAAAAAACAGACAACUGACAUUUCACUAAAGCCAGUCCCUCAUGUGGCGUCUUCAAAAAGUGGAUCAGCAUGUGGAGUCUUUGAAAAAGGCUACAUCCACAUGGGUUCUAUUCUAGUGAGAAGAUGACAGGCCUGUUCGCCUAUGAAAGCUCUGAUUUGGACUGGUGUGAGGAUAACUACAGGCACUCUGAACACAUAGUGGAGUACUUCAACACUAUGAGCAGCCUGUUCUUCUUCGUGAUCUCCCCCAUCAUGCUGUACCUGCUGCACCCCUACGCCAGGGAGAGGAACCUAGCGGUACACCUGGUCUGGACCAUGAUGAUCUUUGUGGGUCUCUUCUCUGCCUACUUCCACAUGACCUUAAGCUUCAUGGGCCAGAUGCUGGAUGAGCUGUCCAUCCUGUGGGUCCUGGGGCUCUGCUAUGGUCUCUGGUUUCCACGCAGGCUCUUCCCCUUCUUCAUCAAGGACAGGACAACUUUUUCCCGGCUGGUCAUGAUGAUAACUGUUGUCACCACCCUAUGCUCCUUUGUCAAACCCACUGCCAAUGCCUACCUCCUCAACUGCUUUGCCCUCCACAUCAUCUACUCAUUGGGUCUGGAGAUGAGGACCUGUACUGACCCGAAGGUGCUGCGGUUAUGCUGGUCUGCUGUUGGCCUGUGGGUGCUGGCCAUCUCCUGCUGGAUCAGUGAUCGUUUUGGAUGCAGCUUCUGGCAAAAGCUUAAUUUCUGUUACCUGCAUGGCAUCUGGCACAUUCUGAUUGUGAUGGCUGUAGCCUACGCAAGCACCCUGAUAGCCUACCUGGAUGCCAACUAUGAGAUACCCUACUCCCUGCCAAGCCUUCAGUACUGGCCCAAUGACAACUGGGUCCUGGGGUUGCCUUACAUUGUUCUGAAAGGAACCACCAAGACUCAGAAAAUAUUCUAAAGAACAUUCAACUUCUGCAAGAGACAACUUGAAGGCUUUGGUGAUGAAAUGUGGUCUAUAGUGCCAUGCAGAGAGAGUGUAAAAUGCAGUGCCUUUCUUUGUACUUAGCAGUGACUCAGUUUGAGAAAUGGCUGCAAUCCAUUGGUUUGCUUCUUAUUUUAUAUGAUAAUAGAAUCAAUGCCACUCAGGUCAUUAAUGUGUGUAUGUUUGUAUGCAUUUUGUGUGAAUUUUGAUCAAUUCACCCAUCUGUUAUUUGCAUUCAUACAGAUUUGAUCAAUAUUUUUUUUGCUGAGAAUUUUCCUGCAUUGCAGGAAAUGCAGAUGAGCUUCUUGGUUCACAUAAAUUCACUGAAAACCAACGGUUAUAUUAACAGUAUUUUGCUUUUCAUGUAGCAUACUUUUGGCCAGCAUAAUAGCCUAACCACCAAUCAAGCAACAUUAUGGACUAAACGUUAAAAUCCUAUUACUCCAGGAUUAUUUUGCUGUUACAAUAUAGGUCAAAUUAUGAUCCUACAUCUGUAUGUGCAAGGAUAUUCUCUGCACAUGGUGAUUGUAAAAAAAAAACGUGUUUUUAUAUUUAGCUGUGUUUUGGUAUGAUUACAUGCUUGUCUUUAUAGUGACGAGUACUGAGAUACUUUCAACAAAAAAGACAGCUUUGUUUAAAUGUGGGGCUGAAUCACAACCACAUUUCAGGGGGCUUGUAGAGUUUGUUUACAUAACCUACACCCUUUUCAGGGAUAAAUAUCACAUUGUGUGUGAACUAAUACAUACAUGUAUUAAUUUCAUCUCUCUCAGGUUUUUCAAAGAGUAUUACCAUGUUAUUACAGAAACUGUUAGGAACAUGUCAAGUUUUGUUAUGUGUGGGGUUCUACCUCUAUGAGAGCAAUUACAUUUUUAUAUGAAUAAGA
Molecule: messenger RNA, 1948 nt
Organism: Oncorhynchus tshawytscha (Chinook salmon)
Lineage: Eukaryota; Metazoa; Chordata; Actinopteri; Salmoniformes; Salmonidae
Gene: acer1
Product: alkaline ceramidase 1
Exons: 7
Coding region: 241-1041 (266 amino acids)
Biological process (GO): ceramide metabolic process
Cellular component (GO): membrane
Molecular function (GO): hydrolase activity, acting on carbon-nitrogen (but not peptide) bonds, in linear amides
Source: RefSeq, a predicted model, not a curated record